Ahaetulla prasina is the source of this 2091-nucleotide messenger RNA. It is a transcript of the gene TMEM120A, whose product is annotated as transmembrane protein 120A. Bases 87 to 1106 code for a protein of 339 amino acids. Gene Ontology annotation, cellular component: membrane. The transcript is spliced from 12 exons. Gene Ontology annotation, biological process: fat cell differentiation. The record is from RefSeq and is a predicted model, not a curated record. NCBI's taxonomy places the organism in Eukaryota, Metazoa, Chordata, Lepidosauria, Squamata, Colubridae.
CUCUUUCUCCACUCCGCCCCCGCUCUGCGGGAAGGCGCGUCGGGGAAAAAAAAGGGGUCGCCCGCCGGUCUCCGAGCACAGUCGCCAUGGACCGCCGGCCCUCGGUCGCCGACUGCCUCCGGGACUGGGGGGAGCUGCAGGACGGCUUCCAGCUCGCGCAGGAAACUCACAAGCAAUACAGACAGAAGCUGGAAGAUCUGACAAAGCUCCAAGGUAGCAUCUCCAGCUCCAUUUCACGACAGAAAAAGCAACUGAAGGAACUCUCUCUGACUCUUAAGAAGUGCAAAUCUCUUCCUGACCAAGAACAGGAUGAGGAUGCUCUUGAAGAACUCCAAAACAUGAUCAAAGAGAGACAGGAUGUCUUUUUUGAAAUGGAAUCAUACUUGCCAAAAAAGAACGGGUUAUACCUGAGUCUUGUGCUGGGAAAUGUGAAUGUCACGCUGCUGAGCAAGCAAGCCAAGUUUGCAUAUAAGGAUGAGUACGAGAAGUUCAAGCUUUACCUCACCAUCAUUUUGAUCAUCAUCUCCUUCACCUGCCGCUUCCUCCUUAACUCCAGGGUAACAGAUGCUGUCUUCAAUUUUCUCCUGGUCUGGUAUUACUGCACGCUGACGAUUCGAGAGAGCAUCUUGAUCAACAAUGGUUCUAAGAUUAAAGGCUGGUGGGUACUUCAUCACUACAUCUCCACCUUCCUCUCAGGUGUCAUGCUGACUUGGCCAGAUGGCCUCAUGUACCAGAAGUUCAGAAACCAGUUCCUCACAUUCUCCAUGUAUCAGAGCUUUGUCCAGUUUCUUCAAUAUUACUACCAGAGUGGUUGUCUGUACCGGUUGAGAGCUUUGGGUGAACGACACACCAUGGAUCUCACUGUGGAGGGUUUCCAGUCCUGGAUGUGGAGAGGCCUCACUUUCCUGCUUCCGUUCCUCUUCUUCGGCCAAUUCUGGCAACUGUUCAAUGCCGUCACACUCUUCCAACUGGCCAGCCAUCCAGAAUGCAAAGAAUGGCAGGUCCUGAUGUGCGCCCUCCCCUUCCUCACCCUCUUUACUGGAAACUUCUUCACCACAUUGCGAGUUGUUCAUCAGAAAUUCCAGAAUAAGACCAAGAAGGAAUGAGCCUUCAAGUGCCUGUCUCCCUUCCUGGCUAUCACUGUUGGUGGGAGCACUACUACUCUGCUGACCGAAGGAUCCACAAUACGCUGGGCGUUCUCCUCCUCUUCCUCCUCUUCCUUCUCCUCCUCCCUCCCUCCCUCCCUGUGAUUCUCUUGCAUACAGAUGUUAAUGAAGCCACGUGGGAAUAGUGCUUCUGCCACCAACUUGAGGCCUUCCUGCUGCCAAAAGGAACUCUGGACUUAAAUCAGGUGUGAGAUUCAAGGAUUAGGGUGAAGUAUGAAGAACCCAAGUGACUCUUGGAUACAACUCCCAGCUGACACCUGCAUGGUUUUGUGUACCCUUCCUCCAAAGCAGGAGGCUGAUAAUUCCCAGAGCCUGUCUGCCCAAACUGAGUGACAGGAAAAGGAAUGGAGCAAGUUCAGCCUAGGCCAUCUAAUGUUUAGUACUGAGGACAUUAACUAUUAUUGGAAGCAGAUUCUAUGGGCAAAGAGCGUUCUUGCUAUUUCUGCUGGGUUGAUUCUUUCCUCCCCGUCUUCAGAAAUGUUCCCCUAUCCUAGAUUAUUGCGUUACUACGUGUGAGCAAGCGGAGGGGACAGCGUCUCAUCUGCACCUUCAAUACAAGAGCCUGCUUUCCCGCCUUGGUGUAUAUUUUAUGACAAAUCUGAGAGGGAUAACCAGUGGCUGGCUGAUUGUUUUCAGCCCCCUCUUCGCAGUUCUCCUCCUGGAGUUGCCUUCUCAGCUCUUGAGGGGCCAAAGACCCAAGCGCUUCUACCCCUGUGCUCUUUUUGGGGAACAUGGAUUCACAAGCACCUGGGACGCAUCUUGCCAGAGAAGCUGAAAAUAAUCUUUAUUUAACCAUAGUUGGCCGAGCAAGCAGCAGCAGUGGUGGCAUUUGGCCUCCUUCAAUCUCGGUCCAUAUUGUUGUUCGUGUGUCUUAAGUGUUACAGUGGUUCUAAAACUGGAAAAAGCUGGCCUACAUCCAAACAUG